UGCAUAAUAAUUAUCAAUUUUCCUUUGCCAAAGAAAUAAAAUGCGUUAUUCAAUUGCCAAAACUACUCGCUUGGAUACGAAGGUUAAAAUCCCGAGAUCGGCAUAGGAAAAAAAAUGUUACGAUUGAAGCUUACACAAUUCUUGAAAGUUGAAACUAACGUGCAUAUUUUGACACGAUUUCGUUGCGUGUUUCUUGAAAGUGACAGGACAGCAGAGCGCCCAAAUAAUGAAGAAAUAGAUAAUUAUAAACUGCAAUUCAAUGAUGGUCGACUGUCAACUGAAACUAAAUCAAUUUCCGAUAUACUACGGGCGCUCGUCAUAUUGAAAUUGUGUACAAUUGAUACAAUAGUUGAUAAUAGUGAAAAGGUAGGUACAAUAUACAUGUUUUGUUUUUAUACAAAUAAUUUGUUGACACAUGUAUUUAAUAGUUGAUCUAGCAUGUUUAUUAUACUGACACGAGUUAGUAUCAGCUUACAAAACGUUCAGACGAACCAGAUAAAAUAUAUGUACACUGGCUGUGGUUCUGUUAACAAAUUUUGCCUGAUAUUAGGUUUAUGUAUCAAUCUAUAAGACACCGAGGAGGGAUUUAUGUCAGAUAACGACCAUUUAUUAAAUAUAUGAGCCAAGGACACACAGCGUCCGAGGGCAUUAUCUGACAUAAAUUAGUUCAAGGUGCAUGUUUAUCAUAUUUAAUUCAUGGUUGAGGAAGUUGGAAAUUUUACACUUUACCCAGGAGGUUUUCCAACAAAGUGUGAAUGUUUUGUCUGUUUCGUCUGCUUUGAAUGACGAUUUUCUGAGUUUUCCUUUAUCUUUUCAGCUAAUUAAUAUUCAAGGUGAUAAUCAUCAUUAUUAAUUAUCGUAAAAAUAAUUAUCAUUAUUAUAAAUAAUCAUCAUUAUUAUUCAUCAUUAUUAAAAAUAAUCACUUCGGUACAUCGAAGAAAACCGUCUCGAUCAUGAAAGCCUGAUAUUUAUACUCUGUUUUGUAUCCAGCUGGCUUUUUGUUCGAAAAUGGAAUGACCCAUUAUUCUACUCUGUCUAAUGCCAGACAGUUUUAUUCAUCAAGUGGAGAGCGAUGGCCUACCCCCAAUCAGAGCAAUUUUGAAAUGUUAAACCAGUUUAACCGUUUAUUUACAGUUAGUGGCGUGGUGCAAAGGUAUAUUUGGUACACAAUUUUAUGAGAAGAUAAUCAAGGCAACAAUUUAUAAACAAUUUGUUGCAGGCGAGACUGAACAGGAUGUCAAAUUCAUUGCAUCGAAUUUGCAAAAAUUUAACAUUAACUGUAUGUUUUGUGUCCCGACUGAAGAUGUGUCGAGUGAUAAUUUGUUCAUGAAUGCACACGACGUGUAAGUUAAAUAGUUUUUUUCAUUAUUUUGGGCGAUUUCCCACAUAAAUGGCUACAAAAUCACAUUUACAAUAACUUUGCAUCAAUGAGAGUUUAGGAUCAGGAUUAGUGUGUGGUUAUGGAUUUAGGAUCAAGUUCUAGAAUCAGGUUUAGGAUAUGGAAUAAGUUAGGGCAAACAAUCCUCUGAUAAAUGAUCAUCACAGAGUUAAUAUAGGAUCAACAACUUAUUUUAUAUAUUUACUUGAAAUUUGUAUUGCCUUAUUAUGUUAGAGAGGAUCUCUACAAGACCAAUUUAAACUUGAUGUUAGGCUGUGUGGAUUUGACAGGUACAAUUUUUCAUUUGGGUGGGGCCCGAGACAAAAUGUUCCAAAGGGGGGCCUAUAACAUCAAAUGAUCAAUCAUAAUUGUAAAAGGGGAGAAGCAGCAUUUCCAGCCUUCAAGUCUCUAUUGAAUUAGCUUCAUUUUUAUAUAGUGUCUAUCCAGUGUGUUAUGAGUUCUGUUCACAGCUUAUCUCAUAACAGACUGGAUAGACCCUAUGGAGCAGGUAUACUUUAUACUGCAGUAAAACUGGGCAUAUAUAAUGUCAAUAUUAAAUGGCAGAUGAACCUUGUUAAUGUAUAACAGUAUAUACCUCCACAGUUGAGAUUUGCUAUUUUUAUUGUUAUUUCAACAUAACAUACAUAACUGUAAUUCCUGUUUAGCUUCUCUUGGUUGCUACGCGCAGUCAAAAAUCACUCCUGUCAUCAGUUCCGAUGUCAUGGUAAGAACAUAUUGGACUUUCAAGAUUCCUUCCCUGUUCAGGCCUACUCAUAGACAGACUUGACCACCAAUGGCAUUGAAAGCAGUUAAUCUGUGGAGUCUAUUAAGAACAUGUCAGAAUGAAAUCAUCACAUGCAUCCACUAUACUAGUAAUGGUAGUAUGUGUGAAUCUCUAAUUCAUUUCUGCCUAAAUAUAUUUACGCGGUUCAAUGUUACGUACAAAACAGUCUCUUUAUGUACUUGUAAAAAGGACUUAUUGCCUAUACUCAGUAUACUAUUAAUAUACCGAUAUUUUUUGUUUCUCAACUGUUAGGAAUUUAGUUUAUGCGGUUACCGCUUCAAAAACUCAUUAAUAAUUCAUGAGGAACUGAAACACAAAGAAUCAUAAGCGUGUCGUAUAUCUUUAUAUGUGAUAGAGAUUUCCUAGUAGAUAUAACUUUAACUUUGAUUUCUCGACUUACACAACGUAUUUUUUUGAAAAUUACUUCGCCAAUGAACUUACUAGAUCGAUCGUUUUUGAAGCAAUUUAAAACAUUCGCAGUGCGUGUUUUUUUUUCAGACCAAAAGCGUACUCGCGGUUUCACCUUGUAUCUUUAUAUCUGACAAAACACUGCUGCUCAUGUUUUUAACAGCACAUGUUAAAAACGUUGAACUGGAAGGGUAGUCCAUAGUUAUACUGGAUACAUUUGUCAGUUUUGUAAAGUUAUUGUAUUUGUACUUUAAUUGCAUACCAGCACGACGUGGCAGAUUUGCUAUCCGAUCACAUAGUCAGUCAUGAAAGUCGUCCAUCUGAACUAAGUGUCGCAACCUGGUCUAACGCACUUGAUGGAACUGAGGUAUAAUGUUGCAAAAUAAAUUAUUAAUAUUGACCAAUGCUUCAGACUUUUUUGAGUUAAGGUAUACACGUAAAAACGCACCAGUUGCAACGAACCUGCAGCAGACGUGUAGCAAUGCUGUUCCAACAACUUAAUUGUCAACAGGAUGUGUUCGCACUGCUUGUUCCCAGCUUGUCGGCAAGUUGUCAACGGCAUGUUAACAACUUGAGCUCAACAGACUUGUUACAAGUUGUGAGUGACAACCUUGUAGCAACUUGACGAAAUAACAGCAUUGUUACAAGUUGCUGACAAGCUUGUUACAACAAGCCUGUUGCGGACACAUCUUGUUGACAGCGUGUGUAGAUCAAUUUUUUUUUACUUCUCCCCUGUUUUGCUAUAACAAAUCAAGAAUAUUUUAUUCUUUAUGCUAUUUAGGCCAAUUUGCUUCCUGAAUGCCCCAAUGCAUCGAACAAACACCUCAAGAAAGCUUUAAAAAGAUUGGAUAUUUUAGCCAACGUACGUAUAUUAAACACUGCUUCCUUUUUGUUGCGAAAAUUGAACCCCUACUAAACGUAUAACCUUUCGGAUAUCACAAUUCACAAAUGUGUCCGCUUAAAAGAGGUGUCUACUUAAUAGGAGUUAUACGCCCGUAUUUUAAAAGCUGUUUAAAGCUCACUCACACUCAAUAAGUGGAAGUCAAUCUGAGCUUCUCUCGAGUGUCAUUGCUGUUUUGGAAUAGCUGGAGGGUUAGUGUCGUACCUUACUAUGUGUGACUACUCACCCUCCAGCUAUUCAAAAACAGCAUUGACACUCAAGAGAAGUUCAGAUUGAACCUCCAGUCAUUGAGUGUGAGUGAGCUUUUAGAAUACAGGCAAUAAUCCUUUCUUUUAUCCUCCUAUUUAACACAAUUUUAAACCACAUGCAAUAUUAAAGGCAUAUGUAUUUUCAUUCCAGAGAGCUCAAGGACAAGGCGUGAAAUUGAUGUUAGAUGCAGAAUAUACCUACCUUCAAGCUAGCAUUGAUUUAAUCAUCUUGGCUUUACAACAGAAAUAUAACAGACACAUUCCCGUUAUAUACAACACCUAUCAAUGUUACAGAAAGGUAGAGAGAAUGCAAGCUUGUAUCUCGUUGGACCUCUAUAGGGAGAACAGUUUAGAACUGAUAGAGCUAUCCAAUAUAAAUAAAGUUAGUUUAGUUUAGGUACCCUUCUGUACUAACACUGGAUCAAUACGAGAUGAUUCCUACUGGGCCUUCAGGAAGAACAGUUCAGAACUGAUAGAGCCAUCCAGUAUAAAUAAAGUUAGUUUAGUUUAAGUUCCCUCCUGUAAUAACACUGGACCAAGAGUGAUAUGGCUCUUACUGGACGUCUAGGGAUAAAAGUUUAGAAUUGAUGAAGCUAUCCAGUCUAUAAAAUAAUUUAAUCCUGCAACAGCAGUUGAAUUUCAUCUUAAACAGGAUACACCAGCGAGAAUUCAAAGUGACAUAGAGCUUGCUCAAAAGCAUAACUUCAAGAUUGCUUGCAAGCUAGUUCGUGGAGCUUACAUGGAGUAUGAACGACAGAGGGCCGCUGAGCAUGGCUAUGAAGAUCCUAUCUGUGACACUAUUGAAGAUACCGAACGAAAUUAUAAACAUGUAAGGAAUUACAGUUGAGCCUCUUCUGGCAGACAUCUCUCUAAUACGAACACCUCUCUAAUACGGACACCUAGCUCUCUAAUACGAACAACUCUCUAAUACAGACACCUCUCUAAUACGUUCAGACAUCUCUCUAAUAUGGACAUCUCUCUAAUACGGACAUCUAUCUAAUACCGACAUCUCUCUAAUACGUCCGGACAUCUCCCUAAUACAGACACCUCCAUAAUACGAACAUCUCUCUAAUACAGACACCUCUCUAAUAUGGCCACCUCUCUAAUACGGACACCUCUCUAAUGCGAUCAACUCUUUAAUACGGACAUCUCUCUAAUACAGCCACCUCUAAUACAGACAACUCUAUAAUAUGAACAUCUCUCUAAUACAGACACCUCUCUAAUACAGACACCUCUCUAAUAUGGACACCUCUCUAAUACGGACGUCACUCUAAUACAGACACCUCUUUAAUAUCGAGGCCUCUAAUAUAGAAACCUCUCUAAUACGGACACCUAUCUAAUACGAACAUCUCUCUAAUACGGACAUCACUCUAAUACAGACACCUCUCUAAUAUGGAUACCUCUCUCUAAUACUGACACGCUCUAAUACGGACAUCUCUAAUACGGACACCUCUCUAAUACAGACACCUCUCCAAUACAGACACCUCUCCAAUACAGAGACCUCUCUAAUUCAGAGACCUCUCUAAUACAGGCACCUCCCUAAUACGGACAUCUCUCUAAUACGGAUACCCUCUAAUACGGAAACUUCUCUAAUACGGACAUCUCUCUGAUAUGGAUAUUAGGGAAUGUUAAAGUCAAUGCUUUGCUUUUCUAUGGCAGGCGAUGGACUUAAUGUUGUCACAAGUGGCCCAAGGUCAAGCUGAAGUGAUGAUUGCGACACACAAUGAAGACUGUGUUAAAUAUGGCGUUAAAAGAAUGCACGAAAUUGGAAUUAAACCUGACGAUGGUUCCGUUUUGUUCGCUCAACUUUAUGGCAUGUGUGAUCAUGUUAGUUAUGCCUUAGGUAAGAUUUGACAUUCGCACCAAGAAUUACUGUUCUUAGUCAUGUUUUUAGUAUAGUGGUCAUUAUUAGCAUGUCAUAGCUCGGCCAAUCAGCACCUUGCGCUAGGUCACGAGAAUGCUACGGGACUAAAGCCGCAGACGAGCGCAUACGUUUCCUUGACAAGUUUUAUCUGCCCGCGUGUAUAGGGCAAAAAAUUGACAAAUAUUCCUUGCCAAGGAGUCUUGUUCCCAAGCUAGUCAUGCCAGGUUUUGGACAAAGAAAAUUUGUUCGUGUGUACGGCCGCCAAGGAAAACUUGACAAGUGUACAAGAAAUACUUCUGUGGUUUGGCGAACAAACUGCAACGCUUUGACGUGAUAUCAAUGCUAACAACAUUCCGUGCACACAAGCAACAAAACUUGAGAGAACACCUAUUGGUUCUUACUUGAAUUGGUUCUUACUCGAGUGUGGAGUUGGGAAUGACCUGCUUUGCGCGCACUGUUUGCCUGCGAGUCGGUCCUUUCAGAACUGGAAAUCGGGCUGGAGCACGCGUUCGUUCUUUUUGAUUUGGAAAAAAAAGCACGACAAAUGGCAAAAUUCGCACGGUGCCCGUUUGCAAAAACAACUGGAAAUUGCUGCAAUUCGUUCUGUCACUUUCAUUUGAUCUUAUCCGCGAGUCCGGCCUUUGACUUCCCCUCCUGGCUAACACCCUGGACAUGCCUGUAAGUGGCAUGCCAAAACAAUGAAAAGACAUUGAAACUUUUUAAUCACUUAAUCCGUGACUGGAUGGCUCAUUGAGCAAAGUUUCAUAUUUUUUCCAGGUAAAGCAGGUUACAUAGUACACAAGUCUGUCCCUUAUGGCACGGUGGAUAGUUCAAUUCUCUACCUUUUACGGCGGGCACAAGAAAAUAAAUCCGUGAUGGCUAGGACAGCCAAGGAAAGUGGAAUACUACUUAACGAAAUGAAACGUCGAUUGUGGACUUCGUUUGGGCAUGCUUAGUUCGACCCUUAGAAAAAUUAUUUUAUAAAACUACAAGUUUUUUGGCUUCUCAUUGGCUGAACAUCAUAGAAAUAAUAGAUAUAGAAUACGCACUUGAUCACGGAUCAUGUCUCCACUUUUUCUCAUGCGUGCCCUUAUAAAUCUACCAAACUUCUUUUUUUUCAUUUUAAGUCUCGAUAUAAAACUUUUUCCAAACUUUGCAGUUGAAAAAACACAAUUCGCACUCUGUGCAACCGCGCGAAAUUCCUUGCCUCAGGAGUCUGCGACCAACCAAAAUGCCCUUAUAAAUCUGCCAUUUUGUGGAGACAUUUACAUUUUUUUACUGAGAAAAUAUAGGAGUACGCAUUCUAUAUCUAUUAUUUCUAUGCUGAACAUCUACGGGUAGAAUUGUAUAUUAGUAAUAAAUUAAAAUAAUAGAUGAAUCUUAUUUAUCCCUGGGCAAACUUAAGCCCUGGGCAAACUAGGAAACAUUGUUGCGGAAACAUUGUUUCCUACCAAUGUUUCGCCAUGUUUCCAAGAGAGGGCAAACACUAGGAAACAGUGGCGGCGCCAGGGGGGGGGCAAAUGCCCCCCCAAAAUUAUUUUUUGCCCCCCCCCCAUUUUGCCCCCCCUCAAAAAAAUUAUUAGUCACUAAGAGCGACUAAAGGCUACACAAGCGUUCUAUCGUUAUCGGAAAAUGUAUGGCGUAUAAGUUGUCAUUACUCAUUAGUGAAUGCGCGUAUACAUGAAACUGUUUUUUACAGUUUCAAUAUUAGUUUGUAAAUCUCUGAAUGGUAAAACUUGCCAAUACUCCAAUAAUACGUUUCAACAAAAGACAAAAAAGCUUUAGUUUUGCAGAGUUAAAUUCUCAAACGUGUAAGGCAUGAUAAGAUGAAAGUAUCACGAAAUUAUUUGAAUAAACCACAUCGCAUAUAUGGGGGGCGAAUGUCCUAAAGAGGGGCGAUAUUCCUAGGGUAUUCGCCCCACCCCCCUGGGAGGCGAUAUUCCUAGGAUAUUCGCCCCCGGGGGCGAUAUUCCUAGGAAUAUAGCCACGUUUUGAAGGGGGGGGGGCGAAUUUCCUGGGGGGGGCGACCUUUUUAAAAAUUCUAUCUUGCCCCCCAAAAAUUUGAGUUUGCCCCUCAAAUGCCCCCCCAAAUUUGGAAGCCUGGCGCCGCCACUGCUAGGAAACAUCAGUGAAAAACAUAGGGAAACAUCAUAUGUUUCUGAAUUUGCUAGGACACAUUUUUGCUUCCCAGGAAGCAAAUUUUGUUUCCGCAACAAUGUUUCCACGGGUGGGCAAACAUAGAAACAUUUGAGGAAACAUCGAGAAUCACAAAUGUUUCCGCAACAAUGUUUCCUAGUUUGCCCAGGGCUCAAGGAAAAAUUUGUGAUGAUGCUCUCCGAGUAUAUUUCACACUGGGCGAACUGAAGUGUUUCCAAACAAAUUCAGAAACAAAUUUCGUUUCCCAAAUCACUGUUUUGGUUGUGGAUACCAAGAUUUGCCCACCUUGCAAAACAUAGCUAAGAAACAAUGUUUCUGGUGUUUCCUCGUUUUGCCCAUCUUCAGGAAACAUGGCUAGGAAAAAAUAUUUCCUGGUUUGCCCACAUUCAGGAAACAUGGCUAGGAAACAACAUUUCUUGGUUUACGCGACAAUUUAAAUCAAUUGUAAUAGUCUUGUUAGGCUUUUAAAAAUUGUUGUAUUAUGUGUAAUACUGAAAACAGUAAAGCUAUAUUCUAGUCGAGACAGCAAUUUAACACAUUGGCUUUUAUUGUCAAUGUCGUAUAGAUAAGAGGAAUAAUGUAGCUAUCUAUGUCGUUGAAUAUUGUUGUUCAUUUUUUGUACAUGCAGUACAUUAGUACAUGCAGUACAUUACUAUAUUUAAUGUAUCUACAUAAUAUAGUAUAUUAUAAUAAAUAUAGUAUAUUUAAGUAGAUUUAUAAUAUACUUAUUUUAUACCAAAUAUAUGUUGUUAUGAAAUAUAUUGUAUAUAUAUUAUCCGUUUAAAAAACCGUUCAUUAAAUAAUAGAUAUCUGCAUGCUAUUACAUUUAGAACCAACAAAUAUAUCGAAAAAAAAAACUAAAUAUGAAAUAUACUAUACGUCAACUCUACUUCCUAGACCUUGUAGAUUUUAAAUAGAAUUAUUUUGCAAUAUAUAUAUAUAUAUAUAUAUAUAUAUAUAUAUAUAUAUAUAUAUAUAUAUAUAUAUAUAUAUUAUAUAUAUCAAAAUUUUGUAAAUUUUGAAAGCUAAUCUAUAGCUCUUUCUCUUUCUAGUCUCGUAAAAAAUCCAUUUUAGUUGAUUUGGAAAUUCUCCAGAUUUUUUUCCAAAAUCUCCAGAUUUCUUCUGAGUUGUGGAUUUUUCUCAAACUAUACCGCUCAACGGUAAAUUUAAAUUGAUAUCCAGUAGCUGCUAUCCGGCCUCAGUUUUACCACUUAUCUUGUAUAGCCAAAGGCCCAAAACACCUCUUACCAUGGAGUGAUACUCGUCGAAUUAAUUAAAUUUCCUGAUUCAACCCGAUAACUCCACGCCUCAGCUCACAGUAGCUUUGUAAGGGUUAUAGAACAGUUCUCCUUCUCUGCCUCGCCUUUUCAAUUCGUUCCAAAGUAGUUUCCGUUCUUUUAAUACUCCUGCAAGUAGGCCGCGGUUCUCGGCAGCUCGUCGGGAGAGGUACGGCAACACAUCGGAAACGGAUCCGUAAGGAACAUACUUGAAUGCCUUAUAACCUGUCUGACCUGGAAAUUAUACCAACGAUAUUAAUACACGCUUCCAGAAAGUACGCCAAAGUGAUCG
Molecule: messenger RNA, 9309 nt
Organism: Paramuricea clavata
Lineage: Eukaryota; Metazoa; Cnidaria; Anthozoa; Malacalcyonacea; Plexauridae
Source: the annotation of a GenBank genome assembly